Salvelinus sp. IW2-2015 is the source of this 2712-nucleotide messenger RNA. RefSeq names its product zinc finger protein 513. NCBI's taxonomy places the organism in Eukaryota, Metazoa, Chordata, Actinopteri, Salmoniformes, Salmonidae. Gene Ontology annotation, biological process: regulation of transcription by RNA polymerase II. Gene Ontology annotation, molecular function: DNA-binding transcription factor activity; RNA polymerase II cis-regulatory region sequence-specific DNA binding. The record is from RefSeq and is a predicted model, not a curated record.
ACAGCGGAAGCGAAUGUAUACAAUGGAAAUCCAAAAAUCAAUUAAGUUAUGAAAAACAAUAUUAAUUGCCUUUCUUUGUCGCCGCUGCAGAUAAAGAAAUGGCGGAUAUAUAGACACGAACCACUGGAGAAGCAGUUUCAUGGAUAAAAACAGAAUGAGCUGAUAGUUCCAGAGGUCUUUCAGAAGAGGUGGCAGAAGAGAGAGGCUGACCGGAAGAUGCCAAGAAGAAAACAACAGAAUCCUCAACCUGUCAAGUUGGAUUCUGAAGAUGGUGUAUUAACCAUCGGAGCUCCAGGAAGCCUGACCUUGAAGGCAGAUUUUCUUCUGGGACACGACCUUGAGUUUGGUGACCCCGGCCAUGACAAGAUCCUAGGCCUGGACGACAAGUACUCAGACUCUGUAGCGGCUGAGAUCGGCUUCUCUGUGUACCCUCUGGGGGAUGAGGAAGAGAGUUGUGCCUUCAGCCGUCUCAGUAUGGAGAGUGACGCAGAUGAGCCCUGCACCGCCACCGAGAGCUGCAGGGACCAGGAGGAUGAUCCAACCUCCCAGCCCGACCUCGAGCCCCCCUUCCCCCCCUACCUGUCCUGCCGGGGCUGCGGCCUGGAUCUGGUGGGACCCUACUGCCACCGUUGCUGCAAAGGAGGAGGAGGAGGAGGAGGGGAAUUCAGCGGCUCGUUCGGUGGCUUUCGCUCCGGUUCGCGGUCACAAGCGGACGAUAGCGAGGAAGGAGGGGACGUAACGGACGACAACUCCAUAAUGGGUGACGACGGUCCCAACUCCAAGCUCCACUCCUGCCAGUUGUGUGGGUUCUCCUCACGCUAUGCCAAUCACGUCAAGAGGCACAUGAAGACUCACAACGGGGAGAAGCCGUACCACUGUCCCCUGUGUACCUACGCCUCAGCCCAGCUGGUCAACCUGCAGAGACACCUGAGGAUUCACACCGGGGAGAAACCAUACAGGUGUGACCGCUGCUCCUUCGCCUGCAGUUCCCUAGGCAACCUGAAGAGGCAUCAGAGGAUGCAUGUGGCUGGACAGCCGGGACAGGGGGCGGGACAGGAAGCAGUCAGACCUGAUCCCUCUGCCGUUGGCCCUCCUGCUGUUGGCCCUCCUCCUAUUGGUCCUCCUGCUAGUAGGCAUGGUCUUAAGAGGAAGGAGGAGCACAGUGCUUCAGCUGAAGAAGUGAUGAGGUCUGAUCUAAACCUCCACAACAGAGACUACCUGCCACGCUACAGCAGACAAAGGUUACCCCCGCCACUGGAGCAACAGCCCCCAAGACUUAUUGAGGGGCCUGGACUUGGGGCUAGGGUCGGGGCUGGGACUUUAGGAAGGUGUUUGACUGGGACUAGGUCUGGGCCUGGAGUCAGAGCUGUGGUGGGAGUGAAGUCAGAGGACACACACAGAGACACUCUCCUUCCUCUGCUCUUCCCCUUUACCUGUCGUCUCUGUGGUAUCCCCCUGGAGGAUGAGGAUGGCUCCACUGCGCAGAUCUGUGCCAAAUGCACCCUGGACAUGCUGACCAAGGAGUCAUCUGGCCCCAACAGCCCCGGGGAGCGUGGGGAUAAGGUCUACACCUGCAGCGCCUGUCCCUUCCUCACCCACUACCCCAACCACCUGGCGCGACACAUGAAGACGCACAGCGGAGAGAAGCCGUACAAGUGCCCUCAGUGCGACUACGCCUCCGCCCACUUCGACAACCUGAAACGCCACCACCGCGUGCACACGGGCGAGAAGCCGUACAAGUGCCACCUGUGUGACUACGCCUGCGGGAACCUGGCUAACUUAAAACGCCACCAGCGGGUCCACUCAGGCGCCAAGCCGUUCCAGUGCGCAGUGUGUAGCUACAGCUGUAACCAGAGUAUGAAUCUGAAGAGACACAUGCUGAGACACACGGGCGAGAAGCCUUAUAAGUGCCAACAGUGUGGAUACACCACGGGACACUGGGACAACUACAAACGACACCAGAAGAAACAUGGCCUCGCCACCGACGGAUGGGUCAAAGUUCAGAUGUCCGGCGCCCACGAGGAAGAGGGGGGUGAGGAAGAGGAUGAGGAAGAAAGGGUGGCGGGACAGCCGCAGAGGAAAGAGGAAGAGGCGGAGAUGCAGUAUAUGUCCAGAUAGGAACAGAGCCAGAGCCUGUUACCACAGAACAUGAGAUUGGGAAAUGACAGCUAAGCUACCAGCAAAAUCCUAGAUUUUUCGUUUUGUUUUUGUCAAUGAUUUUUCUGCAGCUGCUAUGUAAAAUCCUAGAACAUGGUGAUKGUUAUUGGAUAUGUUUGAUGCCUUUUGGACAGAAAGUAAGGAGGGUUGCUGCUGUGUUGCCAGACGAAUGGACUGGAAAGAGGUUUCUACUUUAACGUCCGCAACUAAAUACUGCCUGCAUUGUCCACCAUAUGCUGUUCUCUCCCCCCCAACACACACCAACAGUGCCGUACAUAUCCUAACUUCAUUUACGCCUUACAACCCACAAUUCAGUUGUCCUAUUAACUAGGUAUCCCCCUUUCCCUCUAUAGUCUCCAUUUACCCGUCUGCUAUUCCAACUCCUCUAUAGUCUCCAUUUACCAGUCUGCUAUUCCAACUCCUCUAUAGUCUCCAUUUACCAGUCUGCUAUUCCAACUCCUGUAUAGUCUCCAUUUACCAGUCUGCUAUUCCAACUCCUCUAUAGUCUCCAUUUACCAGUCUGCUAUUCCAACUCCUCUAGUCUCCAUUUACCAG